This is a messenger RNA of Caenorhabditis remanei, 708 nucleotides long. RefSeq lists its product as uncharacterized. The coding region runs from base 1 to 708 and encodes 235 amino acids. Gene Ontology annotation, cellular component: nucleus. Gene Ontology annotation, molecular function: mRNA binding. Gene Ontology annotation, biological process: mRNA export from nucleus. The transcript is spliced from 2 exons. NCBI's taxonomy places the organism in Eukaryota, Metazoa, Nematoda, Chromadorea, Rhabditida, Rhabditidae. The record is from RefSeq and is a predicted model, not a curated record.
AUGGCCCGCGCUAUCGCUGUCGACGCACCACCUUCUGCUGGAAUCAGAAGAGGAAAAAGUUUCAAAAAGUCAUCAGUCAAGAAGUCCACAAUGGGAAUCAAGAAGAAAUUCUCUGGUGCUGGAAAGCCAUCUGGAGGACCAAGACGUAUGAGUGGAGGAGCACCGAGACGUCAAUCUGGUGGAUUCCAGAAGUUGGAUAGAAUUAUUCCAUCUAAUGAGAAUCGUGAAGUCCGCAUCAACAUUUCGAAUCUCGCCCCAACGGUCCUUGCUGGAGAUCUUCAACAACUUUUCGCUGAAUUCAGAAUCAAGAAUGUUUCCGUCAACUUCAAUGAGAAGGGAAAGCCAGUCGGAACCGGAGACCUCACUCUCUCAGAACGACACGCUGACCGUCUUGUUCAGAAGUUUGCUGGAGUUGCUCUCGAUGGAAAAGAGAUGAAGUUUGCCAUCAUUGACACUUCAAACAUCGCCAAUCGUGUCAAGUUCCCAGAGGCACCACAAAGACUUCCAGCUGGAUCUGGAAGACCACAAUCGAGAAGGCCACAGUCUGGAAAACCAAAUCAACAACGUACACCAAAGAAGCAGAAUUUAAAGGCAACCGGAAGUCAGAAGGCGGCGAAAGGAAAGAAGCCAAAGAAGGUUGCUCAACCAAAGAAGACCGUCGAGGAGAUGGAUGCUGAACUCGAUGCUUACAUGGGACACGCUAUUUGA